UCUAUGAAGACAGUUAUAAAACAGAUGUGAAAUACUGGUGCAGAGGAAGUCGCAUGAGUUCAUGUACUCCUAUAGUACGCACUGACUCUCCAAAGAUAAGUGGUGAAGUGUCAAUCAGAGAUGAUCCUGACCAGCGAGUCUUCACUGUGACCAUCAAUAAUGUGAAAACUGUGGAUUCUGGUGAUUACUGGUGUGGUGUGGAGAUCAGCAGAGGAGGAAUGACGGGAAGACAGGUUUACCUGUCAGUCAUUUAUGGUGUGUCCACACUGAACACUGUGACUGUACAGAGUGGAGGAUCUGUCACCAUCCCAUGUUUCUAUACCAACAUAUAUGAAGAACAUGAGAAAUACUGGUGCAGAGGGAGUGACUGGAGUUCAUGUUCUCCCAAAGUACACCCUAAUUCUCCAAAGAUAAGUGGUGAAGUGUCAAUCAGAGAUGAUCCUGACCAGCAACUCUUCACUGUGACCAUGAACAAUCUGACAGCUGGGGACUCUGGUUACUACUGGUGUGGUGUGGAGAUCAGCGGAGGUUCAGCUGUGGGAACACGGGUUUCCCUGUCAGUCACUGAGGAUACCGCAAUGAAUGACGGCCCCUUGCUGGCCCAGAUCUGGUUUGCCAGAGGUGGCCCACACAUGGGCCAGCACAAAGCCAGAUGCAGACAUGUCCCAGGAAUUCAGGCCCCACUCAGAAUAUGCGAAGAGGAUGUGAGCUGGCUCUUCCAGAGACAGAAAACCAGGAAGGCACCAGGCCCUAUCAUUUCCCAAGAUCUGAAGUGGCAGAGCAACAUCUCCUCCAUCCUCAAAAAGGAACUGCUGAUCCAGUUCUACUCAGCAGUCAUCGAGUCCGUCCUUUGCUCCUCCAUCACGGUCUGGUUUGGAGCAGCAACCAAACAGGACAGGAACAGACUUCAGCAGACAGUUAGGACAGCAGAACGAAUCACUGGUGCCUCCCUGACCACCAUCCAGGACUUCAAGAACCAGGAAAAGCGCAGGGAAAAUCAUCACUGA
Paramormyrops kingsleyae is the source of this 1007-nucleotide messenger RNA. The record is from RefSeq and is a predicted model, not a curated record. Lineage: Eukaryota; Metazoa; Chordata; Actinopteri; Osteoglossiformes; Mormyridae.